Silurus meridionalis is the source of this 3149-nucleotide messenger RNA. It is a transcript of the gene cog1, whose product is annotated as component of oligomeric golgi complex 1. Bases 50 to 2890 code for a protein of 946 amino acids. The transcript has 14 exons. The record is from RefSeq and is a predicted model, not a curated record. Gene Ontology annotation, biological process: intra-Golgi vesicle-mediated transport. Lineage: Eukaryota; Metazoa; Chordata; Actinopteri; Siluriformes; Siluridae. Gene Ontology annotation, cellular component: COG complex; Golgi apparatus.
UGAUGUUCGUACUUCCGGUUUCUCCAGCUGGCAGCUCCGGGAAGCAACGAUGGCCGCGGUUCCGGUUCAGGCGCUUCGGGUGUCGGAUAUUAAGGAGCCGACGAUAUUGUUCGAGCGAUACAGCACGGAUGAAAUCCGCGCGGUGGAGCGGAAAGUACGAGGGGAGAUCGAGCAGAAGAAAGAGGAGCUGCGGCAGAUGGUCGGGGAGCGGUACAGGGACCUGAUCGAGGCUGCAGACACCAUCGGAGAGAUGAGGGAGUGCGCAGAGAAAGUGGUACAGUCCAUCCAGGACAUGCAGAACUAUUGUCACACACUGAAACACAACAAACACACUCCUCCAAACAGCAGAAAAGAGGUAGAGAAGCAUUCACAGGAAAAGUUCUACACCAUGGCGGCUCAGAUCAAACUGCUGCUGGAGAUGCCUGAGAGGAUGUGGAGUGCGUUAGAGGGAGCUCAGUACCUGCAGGCUACGCAGCUCCACCUCCUGUGUGCUCAGCUGCACCGGUUGCUCCACCUGGAUGCGUCCACCACUUCCUACAGCCCUGUUCUGAGUCGCUUCCCCAUCCUCAUACAGCAAGUGGCCGCAGCGGGACACUUCAGGUCGACUAUUCUGUUGGACAGUAAGUCCGUGUUGCGUGGACGAGCCGUCUCAGAUCAGGCUAUCGCUGAAGCCCUGGUGUCCACCAUGCUGCUGGAAGACAGUUCACCUCGUCAGGCCCUUGCCGACUUCCUGCUCGCCAGAACGGCGUCCAUACAGCAGCUUCUCAAGCAGCCUCAACACGGAGCCGGGAUUAAAGCUCAGGUCUGCUCUCUGGUGGAGCUUUUAGUCACCACGCUUUAUCAGGCCCACGCUGUGUUCUACCUGCCACCUGAAGGCCAUGCGGCGGAACUGGGACUCGGCUACGGUUUACUCUUCACUACGCUGGAGAACGUCACAUCCGGUAAAGGCAAGAAGGUGCUGCACGGCGAGGUGAGCGAAGGAACCUGGUUUAAGCAUCUGCCGUCGUCGGUUACUGAUUUCCAGCCCGUGCUGCGAACCCUGGCGCAACCCAUACAGACCGAACAGCUCCGGGAUACGCUGCAGCGCUGGAACGACACGUGUAAAGAGGACAUUCGCAGCAGCGUGAGCAGCCUGCUCAUAUACGUGAAGAGCGUGAAGGGUUUGGCCUCUAUCAGGGAUGCAGUGUGUGACCUGCUGAGCAGCGAGUCCAUCAGCCAGCACUGGAGCGGAGUGUGUGAGCGCCUGUUGGAUAAACCGCUCGACCUGUGGCAUGACCUGCUGCAGCCACUAUUUCUCCAUAGACUGCAGGUGAUCACUCAGGAGGGCAUGGAAUCGAUCUCCAGCAGCUGCAAACAGCUUUUGUCCUGCACGCUGCAGGAACUAGAAGGCGAGGCGCUGAGCCGCAGUUCUCGAUUCGAAAGCGACGUGUCAUCGUUUCUAUGGUGCGAGUCGCCGGCGGACCUGCCGAACGACGCCGCAUGGGUGAGCGUUUCCCAACGCAGCUCACGGCCCGAGAGCGGCCUUUCCAUGAAAACUCAUGCCCUCACACCACGUGUCCAAACCUUUUGCGCCGCGCUUGACUCCAAACUUAAAGCUCAGCUGGAGGAUCUGGGGCACUUCCUGCCUUCGGACCCUCCUGCUUCAUGUCCGAAUCGCUACAAAGACGGGCCGGCCGUGGAGCAGGCGCUGAGCGAGCGCUGCACCGCCUGUGUUAUGGACAUCGUGAGCAGCAUCCACACCGAACUUGCAGCUUCAUCAGGUCGAAUGAGCUCAGUCCUUUUCCUAGCCCGGCUGUGCCAGUCUAUGAGCGAGCUCUGCCCCAGUUUAAAGCAGUGCAUUCUGGGCCAGCAGGGGGAGAGCAGGAACACAGGAAGUCCUCGUGUACAAAUCAGGAAGUUGGGGAAGGCGGUUGUGAGUAAAGGUGUGGACCUCAGUCCAGCUCGGGUCACGUGGGCCCGAAUGAAGGAAGAACUGCUUGCCUGCUGCAUGGAGGCUUAUGGCAUCUGGAGUUCUGCCGUUUCCCAGACUUUAGUGAAGCACUUCGCCAGUUCUUUGCACGCUGCAACAGCCGGCUCGGUCCUAAGCACUGCCACAACCUGGGAGGAGCUGGAAAUCCAGGAAGAGGCAGAGUCAGGAAACACAGUUGUUUCCAAAAUCUAUCUUCCAGUCCAGCCCUCGUGGUACGUUCAGUCUCUGCUAUUUCACCUGUGCCUGGAGGUGAAUAAGGUCGGAGGUCACGCCAUGCCGAGGAUCACGCUGACCGAGUUGCUGCGCACCUGCCUGGAUCAGGUGCUCGCAGAAUACGAUAAGCUCACGCAGAACAAGGGUGCAGCGCUCCCCGUCACUCAGAACCGAGCCCUGCAGCUGCUGUUUGACGUGCGCUACCUCAGUGCCGCUUUAACAGCUCGGCUAGAGGACACCAGAAGCUCGCGCUCGCAAGUGCAGCCCAGGAUCCAGCAAAUCUGUGACGCUCUGGAGAGCCACAUCGAUCCGUUCGACCUGGAUGUUUUCACUCCUCAUCUGAACAGCAACCUGAACCGGCUGACACAGAGGACGUCGGUGCUCUUAGGUCUCUUAACUGGUGCAGAGAAGCAGUACACACCCAGAAGCAGCAAUGUGAGCUCACAGGAGCCGUACAACAUCCUUCCGCUGGCCAGCAGUCAGAUCCGGUUUGGUUUGCUGCCGCUGAGCAUGACAAAUUCCCGGAAAGCCAAGUCAUCUACUCGGGCGCCAGACAUCACCAGACCCCUCAGUGCUCCUUCAUCCAGUCACAUUCCAGAAGACAGCUUCCGGCCAGGGAACCUCUUCAGGCAGUUGGCCAGUCAGGAAGAGGAACCUGCUGGCCCCUCCCUCUUUAAAUUAGGCUGGCUUUCUGGCAUGGCGAAAUAAUUUAUUUUCGGGUGAAAUGUAAAGGGUUUUUUAAAUAAUCUUCCUUCGUAGCCUGUAUAAAUUAAUAUAUGCAUUAUAAAAAUGUGGUUUGAGAUAAAAUGGUGUGCUUGCAUUUCUUAAACUAGAAAUAAGCGUGUGGGUGGGGUUUUAUUUCAUCAAGCUGAACGAGAACAGUUUUAUACCAUGAUACUGUUUGUACAACCAAUAUUUGUGUAUUAAUGAAAAUCCCAUCAUUAAAAAGAAAAACGUUGGUAUCCUA